UCUGAUUUAUACAUAUCCAUAUAUAUACCCAAUGUUGUUGUUUUUUGCUGGGGAAACAUGCUCUUGUUAGAUGGCUUUCUACGACAACUGGCCAGAGUGGGACUCCAAGGUGGUGCUCGCUUUGCUAAUGAUCAUUGUGGUAGUCGGAAAUGUGUGGGAGCUGAUGCUGACCAAGAGACAGCAAUUGGUGUGCCUGAAUUCCGUCAUCGUUCCCGAUGAGCUUCGCGGGAUCAUUCCACCGGAUAUAUUCCAUAGAGCCCGCAUCUACGAACUGCACAAGAUGGAGCUCAUGAGCUGGAAGAUUUUGGUAGACAUGUUUCUAAGCCUGGUCGAGCUCUUCUUUGGAUUCUAUCCGUUCCUCUGGGGUCUAGCUGCAACUACGCUGGCAAAAGCCACCCAUAAGGAGAUCUGGAUAAGCCCGGUAUUCGUAUUCUAUAUGACAAUCUACAGCUGUGUGCGAUACCUGCCCGUGCUGGCCUACGACAAGUGCAUCCUGCAGCUGCGCUACGGGGUCCAGGGGCAGUUCUCCUGGUGCCUCUACUGCUGCGUUGCCAUUCCAGCCAUCCUUCUGACGCAGAUUUUACUGGCCCCCGUUGCGCUGCUCAUUGUGUUUACCGUGCAGACGGCCGGCUACUGGUUCUUCCUCUACUUCUGGGGCGCCUGGGCAAUAUUCACGAUUUUGCUGGUCUUCUUGUUCCCCUACUGCUGCAUCCCCUGCAUUGGGAGGCAACGGAGGCUGUCCGAGGGCACGCAGCUGUAUACCGAUGUGAAGCGCGUCUGCGACGUGGCGGGAUUCCCCGUGAAGCGCGUCUUCAUCAUCCGCACCAAGAGCAUGCAGUACAGCAAUGCCUACUUCUACGGCAGCUGCUGCUUGAAGCGGAUCGUCCUCUUCGACACGCUGCUGCUCAACAAAGGCCUUGAUCCCAGUCAGCUGAAGCCCUACGAGGUGGGCAGGGGACUCACAAAUCAGCAGGUGACUGGUGUGGUGUGCCACGAGUUGGGCCACUGGAAGUACGGGCACUUCUGCAAGACCACGCUGAUCAUGAAGCUGCACUUCCUCCUGACCAUGCUGCUCUUCGGCGUGCUCUUCCACUGUCCCCAGCUGUACAAGGGUGUGGGCUUCGCAGCAGGAAUUACUCCCAUCAUCGUCGGCUUCAUCAUCGUCCUGCGCUUCGCUCUGACCCCAUAUUUGACGCUUGCCAACUUCCUGAUGCUGUGGAUGAUGCGGCACAACGAGUUUGCUGCCGAUCGCUAUGCCCAUCGUCUGGGCUAUUCCGCGCAGCUGAGCUCGGCCCUCAUCAAGAUCUACGCCGAUCACAUGACCUUCCCGGUCUUCGAUGAUUGCUAUUCCAGGUGGCAUCACACGCAUCCCACGAUCCUGCAGCGACUGGCCUAUCAGCGUUUCUUGGACUACAAAGCCGCUACCAAGACUGAGGACUCUGUCAAGCCCUUUGCCAAGAUUCGGAAAUCAGACUCAGCGUGAAGUAGUCCCUGAAAUUUGCUUCGCAUUAUCUGUUACACUAUUUUGAGAAUUAACAUAAAAUUGUCCGUACGACACGAACACGAACACGAACACAAAUGGGCAAUGGCUAAAUUUGGACCAAUUACAAAAUUGGCGGUCAACAUCGACAAGGGGGAAACACGCAUCAGUUAUGGAAAUGCCUCUACACGUGUGAUCUAUGCGAAUCCCUCGGGGCUUGCCUUCCCUGGGGGAAUGAUGGAUCCUAGCCUAAUCAGCGAUCCCUAUUUGCAAGACAAUCGAUAUCGCCCGGAGUCCUUCCUACAACGACACUACUCUCUCCUGGCUAAGCGGUUACCCAAUUUAAUGGGUAUUACUGCCUCGGAUUCCAGUGAAGUAGAAGACCCAGUUAACAAGGAUGUCGUCUGGUAUGCCUGGCACUCCGAGGAAGUUGAAAAGGUCGAGCCACAGCGGGUCGAGUUCAUAGAAUGGAAAGCUCCAGAGACAGGUACUGUAAGGAUCUUCAAUCGGUUUUGGCAUUUGCAGAACUGCUUGGCCAAGAAACGUCCCAGCCAUAAAUCGGAGUCGCCCAAGUGCUAUUGUCUGAAAAUAAAGAAGAUCACGGACCACAUUAAAGAUCUCAUUGCCCCGGAACUGCCGGAGUAUCAAUCAGUUGACGACGCAUCGAAGCCUCAUGUUUUUGACACCAAAAUCAAGGAGGUGAACGACUUGCUCAAGCAACUGCAUGAUCUCCUGGAGCUCCAGGAGCAAUGCAAUCGAAACCAGCUACUCCGUACAAGAGGGGACGAAGACACCCAAUAAAAAUAAAUCAUUUCAUUUGGUGUGCUGACCCGAUGAUGUCUGCGUAA
This is a messenger RNA of Drosophila pseudoobscura, 2328 nucleotides long. It is a transcript of the gene ste24c, whose product is annotated as ste24c prenyl protease type I. The record is from RefSeq and is a predicted model, not a curated record. Lineage: Eukaryota; Metazoa; Arthropoda; Insecta; Diptera; Drosophilidae. Gene Ontology annotation, biological process: CAAX-box protein processing. Gene Ontology annotation, cellular component: endoplasmic reticulum membrane. Gene Ontology annotation, molecular function: metalloendopeptidase activity. The transcript is spliced from 4 exons. Bases 71 to 1483 code for a protein of 470 amino acids.